AUGCAGCCAACAUUCGCAUUAUCAUCCCUUAAGUUACAAUUACUUAUUAAUAUUGCAAUUUUAGCAUUUUUGUUAUAUUUCACACCAAAGUACUCAAAUUCAUUUGGUCCAUUAGAAGAACAAACAGACGAUAGUGUUUGGUAUUAUUUACGUGGUGAUUUGUUCAGAAUGCCACAAAAUAUUUCGAUUUUAUGCACAUUUUGCGGGAUUGGCGUUCAGACAAUCUUCUCAUUGCUCUACAUGUCAUUGAAAUCGUAUGGUGAGUUUUCUGACGUUGUUUCGACGUUUUUCAGCGUAAUGUCAUGGUCCGGAAUAAUAUGUGGCUUUGUUUCAAUGUUUACAUUCAAAUACGUUGGUGGCUAUGAAUGGAGAAACGUUUACAAGGCAAUUCUCACUCUAACUCCUGCACUUUUCGUUUUAAUUUUUUGUAUCAGAUCAUUACUUUUUAUUUUCACCAAAUCUGCAUCAUCACCAACUAAUGGAACAAUUCUACACAUAAUGGUACUCGUUCUGAUCCAUACAAUCUCAGUUUCAAUUGGAUCAACCGUUGGAUUGAAGUUUCCCAUUAACGACACGCCAUGCAAAGUGAAUAUGAUACCAAGACAUGUUCCUGCAUCUCCAUUUUACAUGUCUCCAGGCUAUUUGAGGGUUUAUGGAGGAAUUUAUUUGUUCAUUUCUAUUCUUGUUGUUCUUUUGACUAUUUCUGAAUCGGAAAGCAAUCUCACAAAACAAGCAUGA
Trichomonas vaginalis G3 is the source of this 738-nucleotide messenger RNA. Its product is annotated as positive regulation of protein exit from endoplasmic reticulum. The coding region runs from base 1 to 738 and encodes 245 amino acids. Gene Ontology annotation, cellular component: membrane. The record is from RefSeq and is a predicted model, not a curated record. The transcript has a single exon. Gene Ontology annotation, biological process: protein localization to membrane. Lineage: Eukaryota; Parabasalia; Trichomonadida; Trichomonadidae.